Molecule: messenger RNA, 270 nt
Organism: Closterium sp. Naga37s-1
Lineage: Eukaryota; Viridiplantae; Streptophyta; Zygnematophyceae; Desmidiales; Closteriaceae
Source: the annotation of a GenBank genome assembly
GUGGCAGAGAAGCCCAGCAUCGCGCUCACCAUCGCUCAAGUCAUGUCGCACGGGCAGAUGGCUUCCCGGCGCUCCUGGCUAGACGUGCACGAGUUCAACGGCGACUUUCGAGGAGGCCCAGCUCGCUUUAGAAUCACGUCUGUCAUUGGCCACGUGCUGAGCAUCGACUUCCCACCCACCUACCAGAGCUGGGACGCCACAGACCCGGCAUCACUCUUCACUGCCCCUACCAUCAAAACCGAAUCCAAUCCCAAGGUGCGGCACCUGUAG